CGGCCCAGGCGGUCUGUGUGCCCGGCGGCCCGUGGGCUAGGCAGUGGCCGGGGCGGGAGCUGCAGGGAGGCCUGGUUCCCCGUAUGACCCCUGCGGAGCCCAGACAGGGGGGCCAGGCUGGGCUUCUUCCCACAGCCCUGUCCCGCCCAUGCCCCGUCCUGCAAGCGAAUUCCUCCCAGCAGUGGGGUUGGCGGCUCCAAGCAGGCGGUGAGAAGGGAUGGGAAGAAGGAUCUGUGUCUUUAUGCUGCCUGGGCUGUCAGAGGCAAAGAUCACCAAGCGUAAGAAAAGCUGCCCAGUGGUUGGCCGGGGUUAGCCCUAGAGAACAUACAGAGCUUGCUGAGCAUACAAGCGUCUGUUACCUUUUGAAAUGUACAGCGGGAACUCAUUUGUGUGUGUGUUUAGCUGCUUUGGCCUUGUAAAUACCUAUCUUGUUUCCUUGUCCUACAUAAUAAAUCUUGAGAUGGAUUAUUACAGGACUGGCUACAAGCGUUGUCUUUGGGGUGAGAUCUGCCCUGCAAUGGGGGGGGGGGUGCUAAGUGACUCGCCUUGACCCGAAUAUUGCUGAUUCUUGGUGAGCGAGGAGGGAGCAGUGGGCCUGCUGGGGAGCUGUCUGUGCAGAGCGUGGCCCAGAAGAGGAGGUGUCAGACAUGCCUGAGGAGCCUGAGCCACAGCCUGGUUGGUGGCUGGCCCUGGUGUGUCUCUGCUCUUAGCCUGGUCUCCACCUGGCCGCCGGGAUGUCUGCCUUGGACAGAGUGGUCGUGGUGCUUGGAGGGGCUGGCACGGUGGGAUCCGGGAUAGUGAAGUCACUGUUGGAGAGAGGUUUCCGAGUCGCUGUUGUCUCCCGCGAUGGAAGCAGGCUGGAGAAACUGAAAAGCUUUGUGCCAGCGCCGACCCGUGACCGUCUGCACACGCUCAUCGGGGACGUGGGGUCCGAGGAGGGAGCGGAAGCCACCAAGGAAGCCCUGCUGAAGAGUGUUGGGAAGGUCACGGACGUGGUGUCAUCACUGGGCUUCAGCUGGUGGCAGGGAGGGCCCCCCCACACUCAGACACUGCAGGAGCUUCACCGGGUCCUGGAAACGCUGCUGCUGAGCACCUUUACGUCCUGGAAAGCAUUCUUCCCUCUGGUCCAGGAGAACCCCAGCGGCUCCUACACCUUCAUCACUGGAGGGGCUGGUGAGCGUCUGCUCAUGCCAGGCACAGGGUUCCUGACGCUGGGGGCUGCGGGCACACUGGCCUUCUGCCAGGUGGUCCGGGAGGAGUAUCCAGACGUGCCCUGCAAGCUGAAUGAGGUGAAGAUUGACAUGGGGGUGGCGACCCCGGAGCGUUUGCGCCCCAGCUACGUGAGUCACCUGGAGGUGGGCGAGGCAGUGGCCUCCCUGGUCGAGAAGGGGAGCGUCUCCCACGCCGUGCUGUGCGCCCGCUCGCCAGCAGACCUGAAGACCCUGACCCUAGAAGGGAAGAUCUGAGGCCUUUGCUAAGCCCUCUCAAGCUGUGUCCACUUCUAGUUCCCCCCCCUACUCCCUUGUACAGGGCUUCUGGGUACAUCUGCCCCAUGCUCCGGUCCCCGGCCAGGAUGGGUGAGCUCAGCUGGGACUUGACUCUGAGCGGCAGCUGCCUUGCCAGCCCUGGAGCCACCAGCACAGACAGCAUUGCGUCAUUCUGUGCUCUUAUUCACCACCUAGCAAGAGCAGCUGAUGCCUCCUUUCCCUGCUGGGGACCUAGGAUCCUCUCCUCUCUAAGCUCCAUUCUCUCCUCCCUGGCCCAGCAGCGGAGGGGAGGAAUGGGCAGUUGCUCUGGCUGGCACCUCUGCUCCUAAGCCCUGGCCGGAAUUCAGGCUGGGGCAGCAGGCAGUUCUGUGAGGAGCAGCCAUGGCCCCAGAGGAGGGGGAAGCCAGCCCCAAGCACCCUGCUUGCCCUGAGGUCCCUAGCAGCCAUAGGGCAAGCCCCACAUUUCAGCUCCUUCUCCAGCCAGUUGCCUGGUGAGUCGUGCCGAGCUGGGCAGGUCCAUCCUUCCAGCCAUCGAGCGGCCUGCCCUCCACAGCCUGCCCUACAUUCCCUCCACCUCUCAGAGGCUGCGAUUUUAUCAGGCCUCUUCCAUGCUGCUCUCUCCUCCGCACGCCCAUCCCAGCUGUUGCAAACGAGCAGCUGGGCCCCUUGCUCAGUGUCCCAUCCCUAGAGCAGGGGAGCUCAGGGUGCUCGCGAACCGUGCAGCCUUGGGCCCCGGACCCUGUUGUUGGUUUCUCAAUCACAGCGAAGCUCUGAAAAGUCAUGUGCUCCAGUUGGCACCAGGCCUCCUGCCCAGCCUCAAGGCUGGGCACCUUGUCUGCCUACCUCCGCCUGGCGCUUUGCUCCCAGUAGAUGUCUCAUGGUUUUGCAUGUUUGAAUAAACAUUAUUUGUACCAA
Gopherus evgoodei (Goodes thornscrub tortoise) is the source of this 2402-nucleotide messenger RNA. RefSeq lists its product as uncharacterized. Gene Ontology annotation, molecular function: 2,4-dienoyl-CoA reductase (NADPH) activity. The transcript has 7 exons. Gene Ontology annotation, cellular component: mitochondrion. Gene Ontology annotation, biological process: fatty acid beta-oxidation. NCBI's taxonomy places the organism in Eukaryota, Metazoa, Chordata, Testudines, Testudinidae. The record is from RefSeq and is a predicted model, not a curated record. Bases 735 to 1466 code for a protein of 243 amino acids.